Magnolia sinica is the source of this 3111-nucleotide messenger RNA. Its product is annotated as riboflavin biosynthesis protein PYRD, chloroplastic. NCBI's taxonomy places the organism in Eukaryota, Viridiplantae, Streptophyta, Magnoliopsida, Magnoliales, Magnoliaceae. The coding region runs from base 121 to 2109 and encodes 662 amino acids. Gene Ontology annotation, molecular function: diaminohydroxyphosphoribosylaminopyrimidine deaminase activity; zinc ion binding. Gene Ontology annotation, biological process: riboflavin biosynthetic process. The record is from RefSeq and is a predicted model, not a curated record. The transcript is spliced from 3 exons.
ACAAGGCCGUUUCUCCCUGCAAAACCCUAGAACUUCUCACGAUCUCAAUCUAUCUUCCAACCCGACAAAUCCCUUUAAUCUCACAAAUUCUCUUCUGGGGUUCUCAUCCCACCGUCCAAAAUGCAUCUUUUAGUCCUAUCCCCUUCAAAUCUCAGCCCCAAUCUCACCCUCUUCCCAUCUUCUGCCCAUUUGGACCGCUCAUUCAAUUCACACAGCUGCUCUACCAAAAGGCCAUCAAAUUCAAAUUCUGGAAAUGGGUUUUGUAAUUCCCAGAAAAUUCUGUCUGGAUACACCUCUUGUUUGAAAGAUCACACCACUGUGGAUGGUUUUUAUGUCAGGGGGAUGCUUGGGCUAGCAAGAGAAUGCAAUGCAGGAAGGGCCUCAAAUUCAAAUUCUGGAAUUGGGUUUUGUAAUUCCCUCAAAAUGGUAUAUGAAUCUCCCUCUGUUUUGAGAAUUCACAACAAUUUCAAUGGCUCUUACAUGAGAUCUGUUGAGCUGACAAAUGACUGUUACAGCACAAGGUCCUCGGAUUCACAUUCUGGAAUUGGGUUUUGUAAUUCCCACAAGAUGGGGUCCGAAUCUCCCCUUCUUUUGAAAAAUCACUGCAUUUUCAAUGGUUCUUACAUGAGGAGGUCUACUGAGCUAGCAAAAAACCGUUAUGGCAAAGGGGUCUCCAAUUCAAACUCUGGAGGUCGGUUUCCCCAAAAAAUAGUAUUUGAGUCUUCAUCUUUUCUUAAAGAUUACAGCAAUUUGAAUGGUUUUUCUAUGAGAUGCUGUUUUAAAAGGGCCUCAUGUUGUAAUUCCGGCACUGGGUUUUGCUCUUCUCACAAUGGAGAAUUUGAAUAUCCUUCUGUUUUGAAACAUGACAGCAAUUUGAAUGCUUUUUGUGUGAGGAGAUGUGUUGGAUUGGCAAAAGACACCUCAGUAUCUGAUUUUAGAAAUUGGCCUUUUAGUUCUAACAAAAGGGUAUCCAAAACGCAUUCCAGUCGUAGAAAUCUUGGCCAUUUGAGUGGUAUCAGAUGUGAGGGAGUUGGAGAGAGAGAUGAUAGCUUUUAUAUGAGGAGGUGCGUUGAGGUUGCAAGGAAGGCUGUUGGGUGCACAAGUCCUAAUCCAAUGGUGGGGUGUGUGAUUGUGAAGAAUGGAGAGAUUGUGGGUGAGGGGUUUCAUCCAAAGGCAGGGCAGCCACAUGCUGAGGUUUUUGCUCUGAAGAAUGCUGGGGUCUUGGCCGAAAAUGCAACAGCCUAUGUGAGCUUAGAACCAUGUAACCAUUAUGGAAGAACUCCUCCCUGCUCCGAAGCAUUGAUUCGAGCUAAGGUAAAACACGUGGUCAUCGGAAUGGUGGACCCAAAUCCAAUUGUAGCUUCAAAGGGAGUGGAGAGACUGAGAGAAUCAGGAAUUGAAGUUACAGUAGGAGUCGAGGAAGAGCUGUGUCAGAAGCUUAAUGAGGCAUAUAUCCAUCGAAUGCUUACAGGGAAGCCGUUCGUUACACUGAGAUACUCUCUCUCAUUCAAUGGGCGGAUUAUGAAUCACCUCAGCAAAGGAGCAGAAGAGUCCGGUGGAUACUACUCACAGUUGCUACAGGAAUAUGAUGGUGUCAUCAUUUCCAGCACCUCACUGGCCGAAAACUCCACCUUCCCAGCAUCUCAAGAAGCAGGCGCCAAUCAACCACUCCGGAUUAUAAUAUCAGCGGCUUCAAAUUCGCCAUUGCGUCUCCCUACUCUCACCACCGAGGCCAGCAGCCCGACUAUUGUUUUUGCAGAUAAAAGUACAGUCGUGGACCCCACAACAGGGCAUAACUUGGGUCGGUUGGGAAUCGAGACGGUGGUGUUGGAACGGAUGGAUUUGAGCGCAAUCCUUGACUAUUGCGGCCACCGUGGUUUGUGUAGUGUUUUAUUGGAUUUGAGAGGGGAUUUCAGUGAGAUUCUUGAAAUGGGUUUUGAGGGGGGCCUCUUCCAGAAAGUGGUGAUGGAAGUAUGCCCGGUUUGGGAUGAAAUUGUAGAGAGUUCGUCAGCGCUGGCAUUGAAGAGUGUUGGGAGGAAAUCAAUGGGAUUGAAGGAUCUGCAAUCAAGGAUCUCAAAGGGGAGUGUUGUGGUGGAGGGCUAUAUUUAGGUAGAGCUGGUGGGGCCCACAAAGAUGAGAUUGUUCUGACGUGUCAUCCAUCGGGACAGAAUUGGGGUGGGGUCGGGCAAGCAUGGAUUGGAGUACAAUCGAGAGGAAAAGAAAAUGCAGAUGAGCAUUGUAUGUAUACUCGUUCUGUUUGUUUUCUCUUCUUCUUCUUCUUUUUUUUUGGUCUCAAUAGGCAAUGUUAUAGUGUUAGCAUCGGAUGAUGAUCCAAUGUGGGGCCCCUUUCCUGCUAGGGUGUGCCCAGCAUCUGUAUGAGGUUUUUGCAUCACAAUAUGAAAAGCGUACAGGGUUCUUUGUGGGCAAUGGUCGCAAACAUUCGAACAGGAGUUCCCAUGAAUUCGAGCUUCCGUGGGGCCCACCUGAUGUUUGUGUGAAAUCCAGACCGUUCAUCAGAUACGCCUUAUUUUCUCCGUGCAUCUCAACAAGCAGGCUGAUCCAAAACUCAGGUGGGCCACACCAAGGGGGAAAUUGUUAAAUCACACCUAAAACUCUAAAUUCACAAGCUGUGGCCUGCUUUAGUUACGAAAUGGUCUGAUUUUUGGGGUGUCCCUUCUUCCUAAUGGGCACGCUGAUGACUGGAUGAAUAUAAGACAGCAUGUUCUGUUCCAUGCCCAAUCUGAAAGUGUCUAUGGCAGACAUCCCACUCUCCAUUGUUCCCCAUUGUUCCCUGUAGUGUGGCCCACUCAAGUUUUUUAUUUGGUUUUUGUUCGGGCUCUUGGCCUAAUUAGCAUGGGAGGGUGGAUCUUAUGGACAGAUUCAAUGACGCGAACACAUUAGUGGGCCCCACGCAACUCAAACGGAUGAGGACUUGCAUUCAUUUAGAUGUAUGCAAUCAUUCUCCUCCUACACUGAUCUUAGAAGCAAAUUGCCUCAUCUAUUUUCUUCCUUUUUUCGGGUUUUCCUAGUUUUCUGUUCUACCCAACACUAGUGAUGUAAAUGUCGUUCUAAAUAGUCUUAUGAUAAUAUAUAGAGAGCUUUUAAGUGAUU